Molecule: messenger RNA, 3068 nt
Organism: Myotis brandtii (Brandt's bat)
Lineage: Eukaryota; Metazoa; Chordata; Mammalia; Chiroptera; Vespertilionidae
Gene: CDK6
Product: cyclin-dependent kinase 6
Exons: 7
Coding region: 38-1018 (326 amino acids)
Biological process (GO): G1/S transition of mitotic cell cycle; regulation of cell population proliferation; cell dedifferentiation
Cellular component (GO): cytoplasm; nucleus; cyclin-dependent protein kinase holoenzyme complex
Molecular function (GO): cyclin-dependent protein serine/threonine kinase activity; ATP binding; cyclin binding
Source: RefSeq, a predicted model, not a curated record
CCCCCAGCUCGCUCCAGAGGUGCGGCGUCCAGGCGGCAUGGAGAAGGACGGGCUGAGCCGCGCGGACCAGCAGUACGAAUGCGUGGCGGAGAUCGGGGAGGGCGCCUACGGGAAGGUGUUCAAGGCCCGGGACCUGAAGAACGGAGGCCGUUUCGUGGCGCUGAAGCGCGUGCGGGUGCAGACGGGCGAAGAGGGCAUGCCGCUCUCCACCAUCCGCGAGGUGGCGGUGCUGAGGCACCUGGAGACCUUCGAGCACCCCAACGUGGUUAGGUUAUUCGAUGUGUGCACGGUGUCACGAACAGACAGAGAAACUAAACUAACAUUAGUGUUUGAACAUGUUGAUCAAGACUUGACCACUUAUUUGAAUAAAGUUCCAGAGCCCGGAGUGCCCACUGAAACCAUAAAGGAUAUGAUGUUUCAGCUUCUCCGAGGUCUGGACUUUCUUCAUUCUCACCGAGUAGUGCAUCGUGAUCUAAAACCACAGAACAUUCUGGUGACCAGCAGCGGACAAAUAAAACUGGCUGACUUCGGCCUUGCCCGCAUCUACAGUUUUCAGAUGGCUCUGACCUCAGUGGUCGUCACGCUGUGGUACCGGGCCCCCGAAGUCCUGCUGCAGUCCAGCUACGCCACCCCCGUGGACCUCUGGAGUGUCGGCUGCAUAUUCGCAGAAAUGUUUCGUAGAAAGCCUCUUUUUCGUGGAAGUUCAGAUGUGGAUCAACUAGGAAAAAUCUUGGACGUAAUUGGACUCCCAGGAGAAGAGGACUGGCCUAGAGAUGUGGCCCUUCCCAGGCAGGCUUUUCACUCAAAAUCUCCUCAACCUAUUGAGAAUUUUGUAAGCGACAUUGAUGAACAAGGCAAAGACCUCCUUCUGAAGUGCUUGACAUUUAAUCCAGCCAAAAGAAUAUCUGCCUACGGUGCCCUGUCUCACCCAUACUUCCACGACCUGGAGAGGCGCAAGGAGAGCCUGGAUUCCCACCUGCCGCCCAGCCAGAACAGUUCGGAGAUGAAUAUAGCCUGAGCUCCCAGCCGCCGCCUCAAGCGGAUCCCCUGGUGUCUUAUGGGUCCCCCUGCGUCAGCCCCUGCAGAGCUGCGGAAGAUCACCAGCCAGGGACCUUCUAGCUGCCGUCUUCUGGGUGGGCUCUGCUUCUCCGAGGAAACGGCUUAGUUUACUGUUUGAAAUCAAUGCAAGAGCGAUUGCAGCUUUAUGUUCGUUCGUUGUGUGUUUGUCUGUCUGUCUGUGUCAAAACCCUGGAAAAAUUGUAGAAAAAGAGAAGCUGCUGACCAAUCGUGCUGCCAUUUCAUUUUUCUAACCUUGAGUGCUGCCAGAGUAAAAUGAGCAAUCCAGGCACAGCUGAUUGUGACGGAUCUCCCUGCAGCUGCCGGGCCUGAUUUGGUACUUUUGAGUGAACGUGUUGAGUGAGUGUGUGUGUGAUUUUUGAUCUCUUAAAGUGUUACUCUCUGUAAAUGAUGAGAAUUGAAUUCUGGGGAUUCAAAGUGACCAGUACGUAACAGGCAUCUGUGGACCAAAGGUGGUUCACCAGGAUGGGCUCCUGAAAUUAGAGAGUUGAGCCUAUGUCCUCAGAAUUUCUCUUCUGGCCACAAGUAGUAAAUUUGUUAGUAGUGAAAUGUUCACUAUCUAGAUGAAGUUUUAGACACACAUCAAAGAGGAAAAAAAAUUUUAGUAUCUUUAAGAGACCUAUUUUUUAAAGCACACAUUUCAUUUACUCUUCCAAAAGCUGAAUUUACUCAUUCUAAGUACAUUUUAACCUGUAUAAAAUGCUUUAUUGUUUCUUUUUUUAAAAAUGCCCUAUAAGCUUUUUUCUCACUUGCUUUGGUUUUAGGGAAUGCACCUCAAAUAGGUGCAAAACAUAGAGAAAGCCUUUAUUUCCUGGUUUGAAAUGUAUUUCCUUUUUGGUUCUUUUGUUGUUGUUGUGGAUUUUAGGAGUUUGUCAGAAACUGUUUCCUCGUUUGGUUUAGAGAGUAGUUCUCUGACUAGAGACAGGAAUGCCAUUUGAAUUUUUCCACCUGUGACACUGUACUUUUUCUACAAUGCACUGCCUUGUUUGCGAAGUAUCCAUCUUUUCUAUCCCCCAGCGCCUCGGAUAAAUAUUACUACCCUUACAUUACCGAUGACAGGUUACUUAAGCUGUUUGCAUGCACUUUCUUCUUUCUUUCAAUGAACCUUUCGUAAAUAGAUUCAGAUUAUGGUUUAUGGCUCUAAUUCCACGAUCCCUAACAGGGUCCCUAUGCUCUCACUCUAAUGCAAUCUUCCUACCUGUCAGCCCCCGUUGUUACGUAGACAAUGAGUGGAAGACUGGUUCUUCUGUAUCACCAGCACAUAGAUGGCUUUAAACUGUUACUUCGUGUUUUACGUUUUUAUGGAGUAUAUUGUCAGUGUAGUAUCUGAGGGAAUAUCUUUUAACUAUUUUUUUUUUUAGAAAGAAAUAUUUACUCUAAUCUUUUCUCCUUCCUUCAGGCUGUGCUCCCUUCCAGUGCCUCGUGCACACUCCUGCUCUCUGCGGAGCCAGCCUGACUUGGGCAUUGUGAAUAGCUUUACUCUUCCUCUUGCCAUUUUCUCUGUAGGUACUUUAUAGUUCAUGCCAUCACUGCCUUAUUUGUGGUGAGUGCUCAUUUGGCUCUAAUAAGCAGAAGACACCGAGUAAGUAUGUUUGAGGAAUUUUAGCUACUUUGCCUUCUGACUCAUGUUUUGAGUUCAUGCAACCAUUAGACCAUGUUUUAGGGUUAGAGCUUUCAAUGAAUGGACAUUGCUUCGCUGAGUAGAAAAUAUUCCAGGUGAUGUUUGUGUGUAGUCAAGCCUUACCGAAUUCCUCACAGCUUAAUAUUGUAUGUGACUAUCUUGAACAAGAGAAAAAUUGGGAGUUUUCUCCUUGACAGUUUUUCGGAUCAGGAACCAUUCUUUUUUUAAUCCAUUUUUUUAAUAGUGUUCUGAUUCAGUAACUUGAAGAGCAGGAAAAUUAUUCUAAAGUAAGAUAUGGUGUUGCCCUAUGAACCAGGAGAUCACAGUUCAGUUCCUGGUCAGGGCACAUACCUAGGUUGCAGGCUUGAUC